Molecule: messenger RNA, 2468 nt
Organism: Pygocentrus nattereri (red-bellied piranha)
Lineage: Eukaryota; Metazoa; Chordata; Actinopteri; Characiformes; Serrasalmidae
Gene: acaa1
Product: acetyl-CoA acyltransferase 1
Exons: 12
Coding region: 78-1340 (420 amino acids)
Biological process (GO): phenylacetate catabolic process; fatty acid beta-oxidation
Cellular component (GO): peroxisome
Molecular function (GO): acetyl-CoA C-acyltransferase activity
Source: RefSeq, a predicted model, not a curated record
ACAGCCUAGUUCAUAAGGAACUGACAGCAAGUGCAUUGCGUUACGGUUCAGUGAAGUGUCCCGGUUCUCCGUCCGCGAUGCUGCGGUUGAAGACGGUCUCUCGGCAUGUCUCUGCGGGGAUAAGCGAGCCCUCCGUCCGCAUGAAGCCCUGCGGCGCUUCGGCUGGGCCGAAUGAUGUUGUUGUGGUUCACGGAUUACGGACUGCAAUCGGGAGAGCCAAAAGAGGCUCGUUCAAGGACACAACCCCAGAUGAGCUGCUGAGUGCAGUGAUGAGUGCAGUCCUGAAGGAUGUGGAUCUGUCACCAGAUAAACUGGGAGAUGUUUGUGUCGGUAACGUAUUACAGCCAGGAGGAGGAGCUCUGGUGGCAAGAAUUGCCCAGUUUCUCAGUGGCUUUCCAGAAAAAGUGCCUGUCUACACAGUAAACAGGCAGUGCUCAUCCGGAUUGCAGGCACUUUUGAACAUAGCGGGUGGAAUCAGGAAUGGCUCUUAUGAUAUGGGCCUUGCAUGUGGGGUGGAGAGCAUGUCUCUGCGUUCUGUUGGAAAUCCGGGGGACAUCAGCUCUAGAAUGAUGGACGUAGAGAAGGCCAGAGACUGUAUCAUCCCAAUGGGAAUCACCUCAGAGAAUGUAGCAGAGCGGUUUGGCAUCAGCAGAGAAAAGCAGGACUCCUUUUCUCUCAGCUCUCAGCAGAAGGCGGCUGUGGCUCAGAAACGGGGCCUGUUUCAGCAGGAGAUCGUUCCAGUCACCACAAAAUUCGUGGAUGAGAAUGGCGUUGAACGCACCAUCACGGUAACCAAGGACGACGGCAUCCGGCCGGGCACCACACUGGAGGGUCUGGCCAAACUGCGCCCAGCCUUCAAGGAGGAUGGCAGCACCACAGCAGGUAAUGCCAGUCAGGUCAGUGAUGGAGCAGCAGCUGUUCUGGUGGGCCGCCGAUCUGCAGUGGAGGCUCUUGGUCUGCCUGUGCUUGGGGUCCUGAGAUCCAGUGCUGUGGUGGGCGUACCCCCAGAUGUGAUGGGUAUCGGCCCUGCCUACGCAAUUCCAGCAGCCCUUGAGCAAGCAGGUUUGACUGUUGAUGAUAUUGAUGUCUUUGAGAUCAAUGAGGCCUUUGCUAGUCAGGCAGUAUACUGUGUUGAGAAACUUGGCAUUCCACUAAACAAAGUGAACCCCAAUGGUGGUGCCAUCGCUCUGGGACAUCCGCUGGGCUGCACAGGAGCCCGCCAGGUUGUGACCCUGCUCAACGAGCUCAAACGUAGGCGAAAGAGAGCGUAUGGUGUGGUGUCCAUGUGCAUUGGAACUGGGAUGGGAGCAGCUGCAGUGUUUGAGUAUCCUGGACAGUGAGGAAGAUUACAGGAUUAGAGCUUCUGAUGAAGCACACUGAUUCUGUCGUGAUCAAGAUGAACCUGCAGAUAAUGAUCGACUCUAAUUCAACACUAAUAUAAGGGUAAAGAUUCUCUUCAGAGAAUACCACUGUAGACUGAAUCAAGGAUUUAUCUAAAUCAAAGAGUAGGUAAAGCUUAAGAAACUUUUAGAAAAAGGUAGUUGAAGCCUGUGGUGCUUCGGCUCAUUUGUAGACGUUAAUCUGAGCGUGCCUUGUUUUUUUUUAUAAAAACUAGUCACAGAGAUCGGAAAAUUUCUUCACCAUAAAGUUUCAGUAUACUGCUGAGGUGCUGAAACUUGCUGAGCCUGUUUGCUGAUACAUUUCAUCAUCGUUUUCCUGUGGCCUCAAAUUUCAUUUUUGCACAUGAUCCUGCAAUUACUCAGUUUGUGAUUUUAAAUAAGCAAGGAAGUUCUCACAGGAGACAGAUUGGCCCACAGGUUCCUAGCCCUGGUCCUGGAGUAUUCCCAGCCCUGCACAUUUUCGUGUUUUCCCUGCUUCAACGCCCUUAAAGUCAUAAUGAACACAUUAGUUGGAUCAGGUGUGUUAAAAGCAGGGGAAACAUUAAAAUGUGCAGGACAUGGGGUCCUCCAGGACCAGGGUUGGGAACCACCACAUAAUCCAAUAUAAAAAGUACAAAAAUCUGACACUUUACCUACUAGCCCUGAAACAGCACCAAAGCCUGUUGUGCUACACAGUGAACAGAACACUGAAUAAAAUGGGAGUUUAUUUGUAGACGUAUGUAAAAAGAUUCCAUUUCCGAGUUUAGAUUGUGCCUCCAACCUAUGGUGAUAGUAUGAGAGAGGAAGACUGGUUGAGGUAGGGAAGAGAACUUGGGAUGGAGUUCUGGGUGGCAUCUGCUUGGAGUUAAAAAGGCCAAGGACUCCUUCUGGAUGGUGGCAUCACUGACAGAUAGGAAGAUAGGACUAAGGAACAAGCAGGAGAUGGGGUGGUGGGAAUUGUGAAAACCUUACAUGAAAUGGAAGGCUGAUAUGGGAAUUUAUUGGGCUUUAGUCUGGAAGGUGGUGGGGUUUCACACAUGAUUGUCUCACCAUAUUUCAGCUUUUCCAUUAAAAGUGCUCAUGAUUCUA